Messenger RNA from Dracunculus medinensis (Guinea worm), 1680 nucleotides. The record is from the annotation of a GenBank genome assembly. Lineage: Eukaryota; Metazoa; Nematoda; Chromadorea; Rhabditida; Dracunculidae.
AUGGAAAACAAUAAAACAACACAAGCAACAUGCAAUAGCUUCGUACCAGCACUUGAUUUUCCAAUUUUUGAAUCCAUUGGGGGCACUGCAUCGAUGGCUUCUUCAUCAGAACAACAACAGCAGCAACAAAUGAUGGCAAAUAGUAUAAACAAUGAUGAUUUGAUGGCAGUGGUAGCGGCAGCCGGAACACAGCAACAAGGAACAAGUCAAUCUUCAACUUCUUCACCACAGCCAAUGCAACCAAAUUUUAGGACGCCAAAUUCGAUUAACAGUAACAGUAUAUCGACACCUUCACCGAAUUACCCGUCAUCUAACUCAUGGCCUGGUGGUUUUGGUGGUCAGCAACGGAUUAAUGAUGAUUUGACAACAACAGCUAAUACAAGUAUUAUGCCGUCGACUUCAACAGAUAUGGUUUAUGUUCGACGAUUGACGAUUGAGCGACCACAAUCACGGCUACGCAUUUUCACAUCGAGAAUGGCGAAUGAGGCGGCUGAACAAGUUCGCCUCAGGAAUUUUGAGUCAAUAAUACAAUGGCACGAAGCAAAUUUUCCACCUAGUACAUCAAAUUUACCAAAUGGCAUUAUAAAUAAUAGUGAUAACCAUAAAAUUGUGAAAAAUGGCAGAAAGCGGAAACAGGAAUUGAAAACUCGAUCAUCAAAUCAACCAAAUGGCAGCUUGAUGACAAAUUCACCUUGUUCUGUGAUCCCUCAACCAAAUUCAAAUGGUGCAUCAAGAACUAAUAGUGCUGAACAAAGACAAAGCGAGCAACAUUCAUCUUCAUCGAACGACUUAUUAAUGUUGGGUGAUGAGGAAACGACUGGAGACGAUCCCCUAAGGAGAAUGGAGCGCAUGACCCAUGACUCACUGUUUGAACCGGCAUCAAAAGUUCAUCGUCUUCACACUGAUUCGAAUUUAUCAGCUAGAAGGGAAGAAGAUCGCAAUGCGAAACUGGAAAAGAUGAGAGCACUUGAACAUCAGAUAAUGGCAGACCGUUCUAAGCCAGACCCACAAGCACAAACCAAAUGGAAUUUGUUGUUGCAAGAGCAUGAAGCGCAGAAAAUGGGCUAUUCGCAGUCAAUGGUGCAGCAACAACAGCACCAUUAUGCAGCCAAUCAAACAAUGAUGCCUCCACCAAAUUUCUCCAGUCCUUCACAUACAGGUCCGCAGAUUCUCCCGGCAUUUCAGCGUCCUGCUUAUCCGCAGAUGCCUCUUCACAUCACUUCUAAUUCUGGAACAGUUAAUGGGAUAAUUCCUACUAUGCCGGGUCCAUCGAUAUCUCAGCCGCUUCGGCCAUCACUUAACCUAACCGCAUACGGUCAAUAUCCAUCUGAUAGUUUUCACUGUGUACCACCAUAUUCGAACGCGUAUUUUCCUGUUCCUCCUCAAGGAUGUCCACCUGAAUUACAGCAAAAUAUGCCGGGUAGUUAUGGUCACAUGUUUGGACCACCAAAUGGGGCACCAAUGCAUAACAGGGGUUAUCCGAUAUAUUCUCCAAACAUGCGUGCAACAUAUCAUCCAGAAAAGGUUAUGCCAGCAGAUUUGUGGAAUAGACAGCUUCCUCAGCCGAUUAAUAAUCUCGAAGCCCGUAUUCCUAAUCAAAAAAUUCAAUAUCAUCCGAGUGGUGCUGUCUUUGAUGAAAAUUAUCAAGAGCCAAUGAAUAAUGGUACAAUGUAUACCUAA